This is a messenger RNA of Hansenula ciferrii, 1332 nucleotides long. RefSeq lists its product as uncharacterized. Bases 1 to 1332 code for a protein of 443 amino acids. NCBI's taxonomy places the organism in Eukaryota, Fungi, Ascomycota, Saccharomycetes, Phaffomycetales, Wickerhamomycetaceae. The record is from RefSeq and is a predicted model, not a curated record. Gene Ontology annotation, molecular function: protein binding. The transcript has a single exon.
AUGUCUACUACAGAACUACUCAUUGCAGACUAUCUCAAGAGACACGGAUUAACAUCAACACUUAAACAAUUUGAAAAUGAAGCAGGUUUUACUCAUCAAGAUGUCAAUUAUGAAACUUUAGAAACAAUUGUACAAGAUAAGAUUAAAUUUAUAGAACAUCAUGAAAUAACACCACAGAAAAAAGUUAAUGAUUUAGUGGAAAAUGCAAAUUUAUUUUCAAAAUUAAGUCUAGAUGAUGAUGUUCAUUCAAUUAAUCCAAAAGAAUUAACAGAUUUUAAAGCAUUAGUUAUUCAUAUAUCUCAAGGUGAAUUAAUUAUUCAAUCUGAAAAAUAUAAUGUAUUAAUAAUAACUUCAAAUGAUAAAAGUACAAUCAUUUGGGAUAUUUCAAAUUCAAAAAUUCUUUUCAAAUUUUUUGGAUUACAUCCAAGUGUUGGGAAAUGUGCAUAUCCAAUAAAUAAUUCAAAUAAAUUUAUAUCAUGUGGUAUGGAUGGUAAGGCAAAAUUAUUUAAAUUAGAAUCAUUGGUUGACGAACCAAUAUUGAUUAAUGAAGUUCAAUUACAUAGAAGAUUAAUAACUGAUAUCAAAAUAUGGAAAAAUCCAAAUAAUCAAGAUGAAUUAUAUAUUUUUUCUAUUGGUUGGGAUGGAUUCUUAAAUGCUUCUAUAAUUAAUAAUGAUGAAAUAAUUUUAAAAUCACAAUUUAAAUUAUUAUCAAAUCCAACAACAUUAGCAAUUGGUACUAAAGAUCAAAACCCAAUAAUUUUCAUAACAAGAUUAGAUUCAACUCAAUUAUUUACAUUUACAUAUAAAAAUGAUCGAUUAUGGGAAAUUUUAAGAAUUUCUUUAAAUGAUGCUGAAUUUUCAUCUCAUGGAUUUACACCAAUGUCAAUAAGUUUAUCUAAUGAUAUUAUAACUAAUGAUACUUUGAUUGCAAUUGGAACUUCACAUAUUCCAUAUAUGAGAAUAAUCAUUACCAAAAUCCCAGAAUUGGAAUUAGGAAAUAUUGAUCUUAAUCAAUCAUUAGAACAACAAUUAUCUUCUGUACCAAUAACAAGAGGUCAAAUAUUAGGAAAUUAUAACUCGCUAGCACCACAAGAUAAAUUUUCUCAAAGUUUAAUAAAUUGGAAAUUAAAUUCCAAAUCAAAUAUUUGGAUUGGUAGUGAUGAUGGUUGUUUAAAAUUAUUAAAUUUACAUAAUGGUGAAAUUUUAUUAAAUUUAUCAAAAGGUCAUAAUGGGAAUCGUAUUAAAUCAUUUAUAAAUGUUUUAGAAAAUGAUAAAGAAGUGUUGUUUACAUCUGGUAUUGAUAAAAAGUUAAAUUAUUGGUCAUCAUCAUAA